CGGGGCGUGGGCGGCGGCGGCGCGGGGCCGGGGGGAGCCGCGGGGCCGGGAGCGGGGUAGGCUGCGCCCGUACUUAAGCGCGCUGCCCGAGCCGCUGACGUCUUUCGAAUUGGAGACGGGCUGCCCCGCUCCCGCCCCGGGCUCCAGCGGACACGGCCGGGGACGGAGGAAGGGAAGCUCGUACAUGCGGAGAACCUGGGAGGAGGGGGAAGCUCGCUUCCUGCCCAACUGCUCAUUCAGUCGCGCAGCAGCAUUUCGGCGUGACCCGCCUGCCCUUCCAGCUGAUAAUGUUUCAAGUCUGAAGUACUUCGGAGAGGGGGAGAGAGCAACACGCGCAGGAGCUAUCAGACCUUUUGGCCAAGGUGCGAGUUUCUGUCUAGAAUGUCCAGGCAUGCAAAAAAGCUUAGAGAUCACGAUAUAAAUCCAUGUCUAGCGGAAACAGAUGCCACUACAAAAUGUAUGAAUGACAACAACUAUAACAAAGAUAUGUGUACUGAUUAUUUUUUGAAGUACAGAAACUGCAGGAAAUUCUGGCAUGGAAUUAUGAUGCAAAGGAAGAGAAGUGGUGUGAAACCAGAGAUGCCCUCAGCAGAAGAAAGAAAGAAAAUCUUGGAAUCAAUGGGGAAGCCCUACUGACUAGAAACCUGAAUUGGUUGACUGUUGUCACUGUACAUAUGAAGACUUAAGAGCAGCAAGUCACCAUUUUAUGAACUGGAUUUUACAGUUGCCAUAUGUUGGAUUAAAAUAAGAUCUUAAAUUUUGAAAUGUGUGAGCUUUCCAGGAUAGAACUUCCUAAGUUUGUUUGUACUUCCUGUCAUAGGAACCUGGCCUCUUUCUAUUGGAAGAUACACAUAUCAGUGCAACUUGUGUAGAAACUUUUGGAAGUAGAAACUACCUUGCUGUGAAAUGCUAAAUAGAAAAUUAAUGGGACUUGCAGAAAGUCUGUUUGAAAAGAUGGGAUCGGUGAGCAUUGCAGUGUAGUUCUAAGUUCUGAGACUGUAGCAGGUUGAGAAACUGGUACGUGCAACAUGUUCCUUGCACUCAGCUUUUCUGCUCAAUAGUAUGGGUUUACCAUGUGUGAUUUUAUCACUGUUCUCACAUGUUGAAUUCUGUGUCCCCAGUUUUAAUAAGACUUCACGAACUAAAAUCCUAAAUCCAACAAGCUUGUCAUUGGGUCUGCCACUGCACUUGUCAGUGACAGCAGAAGCUUGCAGUAAAUCAGAUCUGCAAGCUUCACUAGUUAGAAGCUUAGCGAUCUGAGAGAGUGUUGUUCAACUAGCUUCACUAGUUAGAAGCUUGCAGAUCAGAGUUCACCAGAGAGACUGGUGAAGAUAAAACUGAACUCCUCAGGUCUGAGCUGCAUAGUAAUUUCUGUGGAUAGUAAAUAGAUACUUUGGUGGCGGGCAGGCAGGGGGGACUUGCAGACAUGUAAACAGAUCCUCUGAGUGACAUGGCAGGUUUAACUAUAGUACAUCUAUCUAAGACUCUGGACAGCUGAAACCUAGGGUUUGGAAAUGCUUACUCAUAUGAGAUUACAAAGCUCAGUUUAAACAGGUACUCUAAUCUUAAAUAAGGUUGAUUCUUUAGCUAAAUUGAACUAAUAAAUGUAAACAUGUUGCUGUCUGUUGGAGACAGUGGCUUUUACCUUUUACCUUCUGGUGUCCUGGCUUAAAAGCUUAUAUCCUGUGAUAAAACAGAAAAACUACUGUCAUGAGCUCAGGUUCCAUGUGAAAUCCUUUAGUUCUUACUGGGAUCAGCUUGGCAGAACUCUGGCUGACCUCAUGAAGGAUGGUGUAAAAAUGAUGUCUCUCUAUUUAGACUGUUUUGGAAAGACUUCAUGGCUUUAUGUUUCUCCUGUCUGGCUUGUCUUGUUUCUUUCCACUGUAGGCCUAUUUCUAUGCUUGCUGAGUUUUUUAUGGUGUUUCCUUGUUUGAUCUGACUAGUAACUCCACCAAAUCUGCUUUUGCUUUCUGCUCUUCCUUUGCUCUUCCUUUCUGCUCUCUAUCUACAUAUGAGUUUUGAAAUGGGUUGAUCCUGCCAUCUCUGGAAUGAGUGUGUAACCCUAUGCCUUUUGAGUAUGCAAUGCUCCAAGCAAAGCUGUACAGCCUUCAAGCAUGUCACAAGUUCUCUUGUCAGUUCCUGGCAAGGAAGAUUUACUUUCUUCCAUCAAGACCAUAAGAUCCUUUAUUUCAAAUAACUUUGCCUUUACCUGAAGUGCAAACUUAGACGUUUUCCUCUUUUUGUAGUUUUUUUUUUUUUGUUGUUGUUGUUGUCUAGUUGGUGGGGGGGGUUGUUUGUUUGUGGUUUUUUGUUUGUUUUUGUUCCCUCGUGUGUGGAGCUGAAGAUACUUUGAUUCUAGAUUCAAGGGCUUGCUCUUUCUGCCACAUCCUUGCUACCUUUUAAUACCCUCCUACAUACCAAUCUUGCCUUUUUUUUUUUUUUUUUUUUUUUUUUGCCUGUUUGGCACCAGUUCUUUUUUGACUGAUUUUAAUAUUUUGGUCUCUUAUUGCAGUGUUUUUCUAGUACCUUUGUUCUGCCUCUGGUCUAAUGAUGUAGUCAUUUCUAAUACAGCUCUUUUGAAGGUUAUGUAUUCUCUGUUCUCUUUCAUAGUGAGAGAACUUCUUGUUUUCAUUAAGCUUAACCAUAAUGCUUCCUUAUUAACCAUGCCUCUCUUUGAUCUUUUUGUUCAUCUGCAGAUUUUGGGGAGCUGUUGUCCUCUUCCUUAGGGCUUUGUCUCUUCAGACUCUUCUGCCUUCACUGCCUUUCUGGCUUUUUGCCUCCCUUGGUGUCUAAGGGCACCUUCUCUCCUACUUGGCACAGGUUUGUCAUUUGCCACCUCUGCUGUAUCUUUGGACAUGUUCUUUGCUCCUAUGGCUUUAGCUACUAUUCUAGUGCUUGCUGUUUUUCUGUUGCUGUGAUCUUAAAUUCUGGGCUUGCAUUUUAUGUGCAAGAAAAACAUCAUCUUGUUCUUGAAGUGGGUAUGCUGAUUCUUCUUUGCAUAACCUUAAGUUCCUUAAAGUUAUCUCAUUUAUCCUAGGAUUUCCUUUCAGGUUUUCUUUGUGUGUAGAAAUGUUCCUUCUCUUAGGUUAACUGUUGCACUUAAGUUUUUUGGUUGGUGGUGUUGUUUUUUUUUUUAUUUGUUUGGGUUUUUGUUUGUUUGUUUGUUUGGUUUUUUUUUUUUGACAGUAUUUGCCCUUUGCUGCUUUGUAAAGUGUAAAGAACUAAGUACUGGCCUUCAAAAAAUCAGGAGGAGAUGCAUUACUGCUUUCAGAUGUCAAUGCAAGAAUGUGUGAUCACAGGAUUUGCUAAGGCACAUGUAAUGCAGGAACAGUAGUCUAACAUUAGACUUCUCAUCAUCAGUGGAUGUACAUAGUAAGCUCCCUGCGGGUGUUACAAAAAUGAGUUUAGUGUAGAACUGAGGGCAAUUUAAGCAGUGACCUUGUGGAUUUAGUUCAGGUAAUCAGUCAUCUGUUGUAGGGAACGCUAUGCCAUUUAUUUCCAUUGUACAUUCCUUACUGUUAAAUAACACAAAUUUAUAUAAAAUCUUGAGGGAGCAAGGAGUUUUCUUCCUCAUGUUGUAAUGUCUCUCAAGAGUGAUCUGUUACUUGAGUAUGAGUUUUUAUUAUUUUUAUCCCUCACUUGAGGUUGCUUUUCUUGCUUUCACUACAGAAGCUGAAGUGGUAAAGUGUGAUAGCUUAAACAUAGGCUCUUAUGAGUUGAGAUUUUUCCAUUAACUUUUGUAGUGUGAUUAACUACCUUUGGUUGUGAGCCAAAGAUAAUGGUCUUUUCCUCAUACCUGAGAUCUUGCAUGCCACACUUCACUGAAACAGAGGUAAGUUGCAGUCUGCCACUCUUACUGGACAAAAAAAAAAAAACCUGGGCUGCAUUCUUAAUUUCCCUAAAGCACACCCUUGUACAUAGCCCAGAAAGCGUAACACAGUGGAUCAAUAUAAUAAGACAGUGGGAAGGGACCUGUGGGUUUUGGUUUUAGGUGUUUUUUAAAUACUUUUAAUUACUCGCUUUGCUUGUGAUACAAGGGCCAAAUCUGGAUAGCAGCAUUAAUGCUUGAUAAUUUUUUUGUUUGACAGCUGGAUGGUGCUGUUGUACAACAGACUGAAAACAGAAGCACUCCACCCACUACUGACUCUUCCAGGCUUUUUUGGUCUCUUCCCACAGAGGUAGCAGAAUUCAUCCAAUAGAAAGCAAAGAUUGGCCCUGUCUCUACACUAUCAACAGGAAAGGAGGAGAGGAGUCUAAAUCAUUGCUGGGAAAUAUGAGAUUUCUGUACAGCCCGAGAAGCUUUGGAAUAUAUUCCUUGAUAGAUUUUUUCACUGUAGUUAUUUGAUCACAACUAGGCACUGAACAGCAGCUGUAAGCUUUUUCCCAGGUCUGGGUGAAUAUCCUGAUUCCCAUCUGUACAUUUGGGCCAUCUCAUUUUUUCUGUUACCCUACAGUGCAAGGCCUUGUAUGGCUCAGAGUUUUCUGCUGCCACAAUUGGGUGAGUCUAUGCUCUUGAAGAUGUUCAAAGGAAGCUCACAAAAUUGCAGAGUAUGCUGAUUUGGAAAGGAACCACAAGGAUAAUUGGAGUCCAAGUUGUCUACCUCUAGAGUCUUGAAAAUUUCUUUGUAUUUAGCUGAAGCUUUUGAAAGGCAGUGAGUUGAAUCUGCUGCUGCUCUGCGUCUCCUUCAUGGUCUUGUAAUGAAACUUUUUUUUUUUGCACACAAGUUAUCAGGAAUAUGUGCAUAGAUGAGCUUUUGGUAAAACUUGGAGAACAGAUAAGAUGAAUUUAGAGUACAAAAUGUUUGAGACAACCCUUAACUUGUGUUAAAAAUAUCUACCUCUUUAAAGUUGGUCUUCCCAAAUAGCUAUGAAAGAACUAUUGUGUGGAAAAACAGUACACCAUUGCAGGCUUUUGUUUUCUUGGAAGAAUCUGAGGCAACUGGAAGAAAUAGUUCUGUAAGUAUUAAAGUAAUAAAAAAUAAAACAAGCAGACUA
This is a messenger RNA of Lonchura striata (white-rumped munia), 4995 nucleotides long. RefSeq names its product coiled-coil-helix-coiled-coil-helix domain containing 7 (gene CHCHD7). The record is from RefSeq and is a predicted model, not a curated record. Gene Ontology annotation, cellular component: mitochondrion. Gene Ontology annotation, biological process: mitochondrial respiratory chain complex assembly. NCBI's taxonomy places the organism in Eukaryota, Metazoa, Chordata, Aves, Passeriformes, Estrildidae.